AUGGCCUCCGCUCCGCCGCCGCCGCUCUUCUCCGCCGCCGAGGUGCAGCGGCGCUGCGCGGCCGGCGCCUGCUGGGUGCGGCGCGGCGCCCGCCUCUACGACCUCACGGGCUUCGUGCGGCGCCACCCGGGGGGCGAGCAGCUGCUGCGGGCGCGCGCCGGCCGCGACGUGAGCGCCGACCUGGACGGGCCGCCGCACCGGCACUCGGACAACGCGCGCCGCUGGCUGGAGCAGUACUACGUGGGGGAGCUGCGCGGCCCCACGCAGGAUCCUCAGGAGAAUGGAACUGUAACCUCUGCCAAUGCCCAGGGCACAAAUCCUAACAUGGAUCCAAGAUGCAAAUCAGUGGAUUUUGAAAAGGACCUGGUUGACUGGCAAAAACCUUUGCUGUGGCAGGUGGGCCACUUGGGAGAGAAGUAUGAUGAGUGGGUGCACCAACCUGUGGAUAGACCCCUCCGCCUCUUCCACUCAGAUUUCCUAGAGGCCUGCUCCAAGACUUCUUGGUACAUCGUUCUCGCUGUCUGGUCCCCACUGGUGAUGUACCUCAGCUGGUUCUACUUUAGAGCCCUCACUCAGGACAAUGUUCGGCUCUUCUCAUCAUUCACCACAGAGUACGCCAUCCCUGUGUCCAAAUACGUAUUCCCAUUUUUCCUUGUUAUGGGGAUGUUGUUAUGGACUGCUCUAGAGUACGUCCUCCACCGCUUUGUGUUCCACAUGAGACCACCUGCUAGCAACCAUUACCUCAUCAUGUUCCACUUCCUCAUCCAUGGCCAGCACCACAAGUCCCCAUUCGAUGGCUCCCGCUUGGUCUUCCCCCCUGUGCCUGCUUCCCUGAUAAUUGCCUGUGCCUACAUGUCGCUCCGCCUCCUCCUACCUGAAGCUGUCGCGGGCAUCAUCUUCACAGGUGGCCUCCUUGGCUACAUCAUCUACGACAUGAUGCACUAUUACCUGCACUAUGGGUCACCAUCCAAGGGCACCUACUUGUACAAGAUGAAGGCCUACCAUGUUAAACACCACUUUGAACACCAAAAGUCAGGGUUCGGCAUCUCCUCCAAGGUCUGGGAUAUAUUCUUCAACACCCUCAUUCCAGAGACCUCAGAGAAGGAGCUGUAGCACCUUCCCAGCCCCUUUACUUUUUUCUCCCUGGUGCCACCCUUCCCUCCCUCUAGGCUAACACUUCCUCCCCUCACCCUUUAGCCGGUGACCCCUGCAGGAUGCCUGGGCCACUGGGUGGGUCAGCCUCACUGGCCCAAUGAGAGGUGGUGGUGAUUCCCUAAGGAUAAGAGGGACCAAUGCCUUCCUAACACAUCCCAGAAAAGAAGAAGUUGUUCUAAACUCCCAGUAACUGAGAAACUCCAGCUCACCCAUGGAACGCCCUCCUGGCAGCCUGCCCACCUGAGACCCCCCGCAGGCUCACUGUGGCCUCAGUCCUUCACCAAGAGUCAAGAGCCCUGAGUCCAAAGAGCCACAACCCUAGAGAGGAGUGAAGGAAACAGACCAGACCCCAUGGGAAAGGAGCCAGGGGCUACCCUAUGAUCCUUUCAAAGGCUCUCUUGUAAGAGACCCCUGAUGACGUCUGUGGCAGAGGCCUCCACGCUGCAGGAGCCAGAUCAGCUGGUGGCUCCUCCCAUCUCCCUUCCUCCCUCAUGGAGCAAGUCUUUCUUUACUCUUUGGGUGGAGGGGCAAGCUGGUCCAUCCGGGAGAUGGCGCAGCAAGGCCUGAAAUAUAUGAAGGGUUCUCACUCAUUGCCCAUGAUCUUCUGUGGAUAACUCCCUCAGUGCCUAGGUCUGAGGCUGCCUCCAGCAGACACCAACCACAAGUGCCAAUAAUAAAGCCAAAUAAGUGCCUCCUAGACUGAUGGCCUUAAGACCUGGCAGGCAUUCAGGAAAGGCCUGGAGACCACUCAUUCAUCCCCAUGAGCUGGGCCUCCAGUCCCCAAACCUGCCUCUUCAGAAGCAGGGAGUGGCCCAGUGAGAGUCCAUAAGGUGCUAGUCAUCAGCUGGAAGGCUGGCCAAAGACAUCACCCCUUUCUCUCCAUCACUAAUGCUCUGUCAUGAGAAAUCAUCCCUUAUGCCCCACUGAGGACCCCUGGCCAGCUAGGAGGCAGACACUACCGCAGUGCUAUUGGGAAAGUGAAGUGACUGAGGUGCCUUCCUUCCUCACCCUUCCUUUUCUCAGACAAAUCUAGCAUUGGGCCACAGUCCCAUCAGUCCAUAUUCCUGGUGCCUUAGUCACCUUCUUCUCAGACCCUCCCAACAACUACCAUCCCCCAAAUGUGCUGAGAUGGGCUGCCAUGUGAACUGGUGUCUUGGGGUCUUCAUCUUCCCACUUUGCCCCGACCCAACCUGGCUGGCCUCCCUCUGUCCCCUGCUUCAGGCCCAUGACAUGAAGCACCCUCCUCUUCCUCUUAACCAAACCUCUCUCACUGCUUUAAAGCGGGUCUUAUUUAUAAGCCAUUUGAAAUUCUCCUAGCUUGGCCCUGGGCCAAGUUCGGGUUUCACAUGCUGCCUUUCCUAACUCCAGAUGUGGACCCCCAUGUAAGUUUGUUCUUAUCGUUGGGUUUUUUCCUAUUCCCAUCCUCAAAUGGUUAUUUCUUGAAAGUUUAAAAAAAAUUCAAUGAUUAUCAAAAGACAUGGUUUGGGCUGAUCUUGUGAUUUCUGAUAUUUACCGUGGAGAUAUUUAAAGGUUUUGGAAGAAGUCUAUAGAGCUGUAGUUGUGAAAUAAAGAUGUAAAUAUUGUUUAUUUUG
Molecule: messenger RNA, 2747 nt
Organism: Trichosurus vulpecula (common brushtail)
Lineage: Eukaryota; Metazoa; Chordata; Mammalia; Diprotodontia; Phalangeridae
Gene: FA2H
Product: fatty acid 2-hydroxylase
Exons: 7
Coding region: 1-1113 (370 amino acids)
Biological process (GO): lipid biosynthetic process; fatty acid metabolic process
Cellular component (GO): membrane; endoplasmic reticulum
Molecular function (GO): fatty acid 2-hydroxylase activity; iron ion binding; heme binding
Source: RefSeq, a predicted model, not a curated record